CUAAAUAAAUCAAGCACAGCACAGAAGAAACAUGAGAUUCAGUCAGUUGCAUGUUUUGAGACUUUGAUAUGUCGCUGCCAAAUCUUUCACCCCAUCUACACACAGAAGAAUGUAACAAGAUCAUUGCAGAGUACCAAAAGUGCAUUAAGGAGGCUGGUUAUGGGAGAUUUUUUGAUAAGUGUGGCAGUUUUGAAGGGCAAAUCAGGAAGUGCAUGAAAAAACAGAAACGUGAAAGGUACAAUACCAAUAAACCUAAAGCAGGGCCUGUUGGUGAUUAGAUAUUGUUAGUCGAAGAAAAAUGACGGCAAUGGCGGGACAGUUACCUCAGAAGAAAUAUUACCGACAGAGGGCCCACUCCAAUCCCAUGUCGGAUCAUUGUUUCGACUACCCAGUGAGUCCUGUGCAUAUGAACUGGCAUGAAUAUUAUCCUGAAUAUUUUAAGCCAAAAACUGACGAUGAAAAGCACGAUGACGUUAAAGACUUGGAUGUGAAGGGAGAUAAAGCGAAAGUGGAAUUUGCGGAUAUUGGAUGUGGUUAUGGAGGUUUGUUAGUCGACUUAUCCCCGAUGUUUCCAGAUAAAUUGAUGUUAGGUAUGGAAAUACGUGUGAAAGUCUCAGAUUAUGUGAAAGAUAGAAUUGAAGCAUUGAGGAAACAAAAUCCCGGACAGUAUCAAAAUAUUGCCUGCAUUAGAGCCAAUGCUAUGAAGUAUUUGCCGAACUUUUUCGAAAAAGGGCAGCUUACUAAAAUGUUUUUUCUCUUUCCUGAUCCGCACUUCAAAAAGACAAAACAUAAGUGGCGUAUCAUUAGUUCCACCCUUCUAGCGGAAUAUGCUUACGUUUUACGUGAAGGUGGAAUCGUGUAUACUAUCACUGAUGUAAAGGAGUUGCAUGAAUGGAUGGUAGAGCAUUUUGAGAAGUUUCCACUGUUUACGAGAAUUGAUGAUGACCAACUGAAGGAUGAUAUUGUAGUAGAGAAAUUGUACUGCAGUACUGAAGAAGGUCAGAAGGUCACCCGUAACCAUGGAGAUAAAUUUCUUGCAGUGUUCCGUAGAGUGGCAGAUCCAUUUAAAAACUAGUGUGUGAAAGUUUUGUUUAUGCGAUUCUUUUGUUAUUACUUUACUUAUAAUUUCAUAUAAAAGAACUGACUUAGAUUAAUGCAUGGGCAUUAAAUUAGUGAAAUGUGUAUGAAUAAAAUUUAGGAGAGUAAUUAUACUGAAUUGAAGAAAAAUGUUAAAGACAAUUUUAGAAACUAAUAUUCCAAUACUUCAAAGGGAAUUCCUAUAGUUUUAAAACUUUUUUAUGCGCAUCUUUCUGCGCAGCUGACACUUUCUAUGGAAAACUGAACAGAAGUCAACAUUUGUUGAAACAUGUUACAGACAAUCUUAAAUAUGAGAAAUCUUGAAUGAAAUUACACUUUUGAUAAGUUUUAUCAGUAAUCAAAUGUUGAUACUGGUUUAUGUUGUAUUGACAAGUAUCAUGCCUGACAGGACUGGUAUCUUGCUAUUUUUGUGGUUGUGUUUUCACAUCGCAGUUUAGUACAAAGACAGUGUUGUUCAUAUAAUGUAAGAUUGACUUAGUACUGAUAAAUAAAUAUCACCUUUCAAAUUAUUUAGUAUUCAAUUAUAGGAAGAAUUAAGAAUUUGUAAAACUUUUUUUUAACUUCUAGCAGACAUAUAUGUAAUCAAUUUGGCCAGGUUCACGCCAUUUCCGUCCGACCAGGUGUUGUAUUCUAGCGGUCUUGACAUAGAAUUUUAGCCUUACAUUUUUAGCCAUUUUCAUGCUCACAAUACAAUUAUCUAUGCACAAGAAAAACAGGAAAAAAUUCUAUGAAAGAGUUUUUUUUAAAUUUAAGAUAAUAUUCUUCACUAUGGGUAUUUUUCAUUGAAAAAAGUUCACAAAAGUACCUGUAAAUAUGAAACAAUUUUUUUUUCAUUUGUACCCAUUAUUGUAAGGAUAGAGUAUUACAAAUAUGACUAUGAUAUCAAAUAAGUAUAUAAUAAAAUCUGUGAAAAGAAAAAAAAACCGUAUUGUGCUGUCUUGACGUAUAUUUUAGUUUGUAUUUAUAAAAAAGCAAAAAAUUAUGAAAAUGUUGAAAAAUCGCUGGCAGUUUCAGCAACAGUGGGUGUGUUCAAAACAAUUUUUCACAAAAACAAGCCUGGUGACCUAUUGUUUUUAUUUGUUCAUUGUUUUCAGCACAAAUUUUCCUAUCAUAUAUGCGAAUUUUAAAAAAAUCUAUGAAAGGAAAAAAAAAGCUGUAGGAAUUCUCUUUAAAUACUGACAAAUAAACCUUUUAUUGCUC
Mercenaria mercenaria is the source of this 2298-nucleotide messenger RNA. RefSeq names its product tRNA (guanine-N(7)-)-methyltransferase-like. Gene Ontology annotation, biological process: RNA (guanine-N7)-methylation; tRNA methylation. Bases 299 to 1075 code for a protein of 258 amino acids. Gene Ontology annotation, cellular component: tRNA methyltransferase complex. The transcript has 4 exons. The record is from RefSeq and is a predicted model, not a curated record. Lineage: Eukaryota; Metazoa; Mollusca; Bivalvia; Venerida; Veneridae. Gene Ontology annotation, molecular function: tRNA (guanine(46)-N7)-methyltransferase activity.